This is a messenger RNA of Lactuca saligna, 669 nucleotides long. NCBI's taxonomy places the organism in Eukaryota, Viridiplantae, Streptophyta, Magnoliopsida, Asterales, Asteraceae. The record is from the annotation of a GenBank genome assembly.
AUGGAAGGAAGAGAUUGUAAUGAACUGCCAAUUCACUGUUUAGUUGAAAUCUUGAAAAGAGUCGGAAUCGAAUCCCUUGUACGGACUGUUCCUUUAGUCUAUCAUAUCAAUGAUGCCGAUGAUGUUCUAGAUGCUUUUCUUCAGUUUGCAAUCGGGCGUAGCCAUGGACUUGUUUCUCACAUUGUCUUUCAUCCUAAAUCACGUUUGAAACAAGGCCAAAUUGCAUGGAUCGCACAACGGUGUCCAUCUUUAAAGCUCUUGGUGCUACCAAGCUAUUUGAGCUAUGUGAUUAAUUUUGAAGUCUCGGACUCGAUCUGCAAGUGGAAAGACUUGGAAGCUUUACAGGUUGCAUCUUUAAUAGGCUUGAAGAAAACCAUUGCCAACAUUAGCAAAAAUUGCCAAAACUUUAAGCAUUUAAGUGUUUAUGUUCCUCGAAUUGAUGGAGAUGUUGCGUUGGCCAUUGGGUCCCAACUCCCAAAAAUAAAGACAUUAGAUUUACAGUUCUCGAAAAUUGAAAGGAGCGAUCUAGUUGUGAUCCUUAAAGGGUGCCAAAAACUUGAGCAACUCGACGUUAGAGAGUGUAAAGGUGUAGCAUAUGACGAUGAGAUACUAAACCUUGCACGUUCAAUUCGGGUGUUCCGACAUGAAGGUUUUUACUUUGGGGAGUAA